AUGGCCACAACGAGCAAACAGUAUAAGGGGAUCGGGGAGGAUUUGUGGAAAGGCCGUUCAGAAAAAGUGAAUGCAGAGCUUUUCGCGUUAACAUACGGUGCACUGGUCGUGCAGCUGAUACAAGACUAUGAAGACUACGGCGAGGUGAACAAGCAGCUGGAGAAGAUGGGGUACAACAUUGGUACGCGGUUGAUAGAAGAUUUCCUGGCGAAGAGUAGUCUGGGCCGAUGCUCAGACUUUCGAGAGGUCGGAGAGGUCGUUGCAAAGGUCGGCUUCAAGUCGUUCCUCAACAUUUCACCAUCCGUCACACAUGGCACUGCUGCCCCUCCAUUGUCGCCGGGGCGUCCGAAUAGCGUGGGCUCAGUACCGGGAUCGUAUUUCACAUUAGCUCUCGACGAGAACCCUCUGGCGGAGUUCGUUGAGCUCCCAGAACAAGUCCUCGAGGGAGGUCUCUGGUUCAGCAAUGUGCUGUGUGGGGUUAUUCGAGGAGCGUUAGAAAUGGUGCAGAUGCAAGUACAGGCCGAAUUUAUAUCUGACAUACUACGGGGUGACGAGACAACAGAGAUUCGGGUGAAGCUAAUAAAAUAUUUAGAAGAAGAGGUUCCCGUUGGCGAUGAUUAG
Molecule: messenger RNA, 621 nt
Organism: Guyanagaster necrorhizus
Lineage: Eukaryota; Fungi; Basidiomycota; Agaricomycetes; Agaricales; Physalacriaceae
Product: TRAPP I complex
Exons: 4
Coding region: 1-621 (206 amino acids)
Biological process (GO): Golgi vesicle transport
Cellular component (GO): TRAPP complex
Source: RefSeq, a predicted model, not a curated record